AUGUUAAAACUGUACGCAAUAAGGCCAAUUAGGCCAAUCAAGCCAUGCCUUGUGGCUUCCACUUUCAGGCACUAUUCGGUGAAAGUCGACACGUCCAACAAAGCCGAUGUGAUAAAAGACUCACAAACAGAUACCACCUCCAAACCAGGAGCUGAGCACGGACACACGUUGGGGCAAUACAUCACAAAGAAACUGAUGGUUCGGCAGAGACUGCCCACAGAGAAAAGAGAUGAUUCCUUCUUGACUCCUCCGGCUAUGCCACAUCAUGGCUAUCGUCAAGAUCUAAUGGAGAAAAUCCACUACGAACACAGGGAACCCACUUUGAUCAGAGAUAAGCUUGCGUUCGGAUUGAUGCGUAGUCUCAGGGUUUGCUUCGACUUCUUUUCGGGCUACAAACACCCAAAGACUAAAGAGGGGCUUGAAAAACUCACUCCUGCGACUUAUCAGAUGACCCCAGAGAAAUGGUUGACUAGAUUCAUAAUUCUUGAAAGUAUUGCUGGGGUGCCAGGGUCAGUUGCAUCGUUUCUGCGCCACCUGCAGAGCUUGCGGUUGUUGAAACGUGAUAAGGCUUUCAUUCAAACAUUACAAGAUGAAGCAUACAACGAAAGAAUGCAUCUCUUAACGUUUUUAGAAAUUGGAAAACCAGGACCGUUUAUGAAAGUUCUACUGUACGCAAGUCAAGGUGUGUUUUGUAAUCUGUUCUUUUUCACAUACAUGCUUGCACCAAAUGCAUGUCACCGAUUCGUUGGUUACUUAGAGGAGGAAGCUGUGUAUACUUACACUACCUGUCUUGAAGACAUUGAGAGAGGUCUAUUGCCCGACAUUGAACAUUUCAAAGUCCCUAAGAUUGCUAAAGAUUACUGGCAUCUGUCGGAAGACGCCAAAAUGAGAGAUUUGAUCAGCUACAUCCGUGCAGAUGAGGCAAAGCAUCGUGAAGUCAACCACACCUUUGCCAACUUAAAGUUGGAUGGAACUGACCGUAACCCUUUUGCAUUGCAGGUUGAUUCAGUUCCCGAAUCGGCACAGCCGAAUAACAGAUUGAGCACCCACAAAGCUGUCGGAUGGGAAAGAGAUGAGCUCGUUUUAUGA
Molecule: messenger RNA, 1089 nt
Organism: Komagataella phaffii GS115
Lineage: Eukaryota; Fungi; Ascomycota; Pichiomycetes; Pichiales; Pichiaceae
Exons: 1
Coding region: 1-1089 (362 amino acids)
Biological process (GO): alternative respiration
Cellular component (GO): mitochondrion
Molecular function (GO): alternative oxidase activity
Source: RefSeq, a predicted model, not a curated record